GGAUUAAUAAGUUCAGUUUCAACUUGAUUAUACAUUUUGUAUUUGCAUCGUUUGCUUUGUUUUAUAAAUUUCUAUUUUAAUUAAUGACAACAUAUGUAAGAGUUCUUUUUGUAGAUAACCGACAAGACGAGCUCAACACCGUGGGGUGGCAAUCCACUAUGAAGAGUGGGGCCACCAAUUUUCGCUUUGCUUUAGAAAAAUAGGCUUACACAAAAAUAAUGGCAUUCCCUAAAUACCUUUUGUUUUGGCUGAAUAUUUCCUAAAGCAUUAAUCCUCCUAGCAUUUUGGUUUCUUUCCUGAGAAGUUUGAAGGCUGAAGUAGUGAAAAGUUUUCUUCUUCCUUGUUUAAGUAUUUUUAGUUGAAAAGUUGUCGCUGUGACUGAGUUUACUGCUAGUAUAUCCAUCUUUCAAAGUGGUUGGAGAAUUUGCAAGAUUCUGAAUGGAUAAAAGGCUAAGAAAGGGGAAGAAAAAAAUACAAGUAAAACAAGAAAAGGGGACAUUGAAGAUCAAAUAAGGUGAAUAGCAAGGAGAAUUGGAAGCAAGUGCAAUUAAUUCCUCAAUUUACUUUAUUGCGAAGUUGGGGGCAAUUGUUUCCUUGUCACUUACCCACUAGUGUGCCAACGAGAUAGGAUGGACGUAUUGACGGGAUGCACGGGCUCCGUUGCAGCUGAAGUUGUAAAAUGCACAGCAAAGCCCGUCAUACGUCAUGUUGGUUAUUUGUUCCGUUUCAAGAAAACAUUUGUUGAUCUUACCGAAGCAAAAACAGACCUGAAAUCAGAGCAGCAAAAGGUGCGAGAGGCUAUCGAUCGAGCUGCAAUGAACACUGAGGUUGUUGAGAAGGAUGUAGAAACGUGGUUGGCAAAUGUGGACAAACUCUUGGCAAAAGUACAGGCUUUUGAAAAUAAAGUACAAGAAAACUCGAGGCUCUGUAACGGCUGGUGUCCUGAUUGCAUUCGGCAAUACAAGUUAUGUAAGGAAGCCAUACAGAAGACAAAAGCUGUCAAAGAACUCCAAGCAGAUAGGGGCAAAUUUUCUGAAUUGACCCAUCGUGCUCCGACUCCCGGCAUAGAGAUCUUUUCAUCUAGUGAUUUCGAGGUGUUUAAAUCAACAAAAUUGGCUUUCCAACAAAUUAUGGAGGCAUUGCAUGAUGAUAACAAUAAAAGGAUUGGACUGCAUGGAAUAGGGGGGGUUGGUAAAACAACCCUGGUGAAGGAAGUAUUCAAGAAAGUCAAAGAAUUGAAUAUUUUCAAUGAAACUGUGAUGAUUGUUGUGUCCCGGACUCCCGACGUUAGAAAAAUUCAAGGUGAAAUUGCAGAUUGUUUACAAUUGAAACUUGAAGAGGAGAGUGAUACUGCAAGAGCAAAUCGAAUAUGCUUAAGAAUAAAGAAUGUUGAGAAGAUCCUCAUAAUUGUGGAUGAUGUGUGGACCGAUGUCAAGUUAGAAGAUUAUGGAAUUCCAUCUUGUGAUGAUCACAGGGGUUGCAAGAUUCUUUUGACUACUCGAAGUGUGUAUGUAUGCAAUUUAAUGCGUUGUCAAUGGAAAAUUCCAUUAAAUUUCUUAGUGGAGGAAGAAUCAUUAGCUUUGAUGAAAAAAACCGCUAUAGUUGAUGAUUGCCCAGGCUUGAAUGAUGAUGUGGUACUAGAAGUUGUUAAAGAAUGCAAAGGUUUGCCUAUAGCAAUCACUACAGUGGGAAAGGCUCUUACAGGAAAAUCUCUCAAUGAAUGGAAAGUGGCAAUGCGUCAACUAAGAAAGUCUAGACUUGUUGAUAUUGAAGGUGUUGAUAAAGAUAAAAAUGCUUAUGCAUGUCUUAAGUGGAGUUAUGAUCAAUUAAAACUCAAAACCAAGUUAUGCUUUUUGUUGUGUUCUUUAUUUCCAGAAGAUUAUAAUAUUCCUAUUGAGGAAUUGACUAGAUAUGCCAUGGGACUAGAGGAAGAUGAAGAUUUUCACUCACUUGAUGAAGCAAGGAGCCAAGUGCGUGCAGCAAUCAAUAGCCUCAAAGAUUCUUCUUUACUACUAGAAGGUUCUAGAAAAGAAUUUGUGAAGAUGCAUGACAUGGUUCGUGAUAUUGGGUUAUGGAUCACAUCAAAAGGGGAAAAUGAAUUCGAGCUAAGAGCCUGCACUCGUUUAGAGAGAAACACAAACUUAGAAGGAGCCACAGCAAUCUCCUUGAUCGGUUACAACACCGAACAACUUCCCGACAACUUGGUAUGUCCAAGACUCAACAUUUUGUUAUUGGGUGGAAUUCGAAGUUCCAAAGAAAUCUCUAACACUUUGUUUGAAGGGAUGAAUUGUCUCAAGGUUUUAAAACUACAUGGCAAAAUCUUAUCAUCACAAUCACUCGAAUUAUUGACAAACCUUCGAACCUUACAUUUGAAUGGUUGCAAUUUCAGUGAUGACCUCUCUUCAUUGGGAAAGCUAAAGAGACUUGAGACUUUGAGCUUUUACAGAUGUGGAAUGGUUGCAUUGCCAAGUGAAUUAGGGGAAAUGGUGAGUUUAAAAAUGCUAGAUUUGACGGAUUGUUAUAAACUGGAACGGAUUCCACCAAAUGUGAUAGGAAGAUUAUCCCAAUUAGAAGAACUAAUCAUUAUUUGCAGCUUCAAGAAUUGGGAUGUUGAAGGGACAACCUCAGAAAUAAGCAACGCUAACUUAUCAGAGUUGAACUCAUUACGCCGCUUGGUUAUUCUCUCUCUACGGUUGAACUCGAAUCAUUUACCCAAAGGCUUUGUUUUCCCGGACUUGCAUAGAUAUUACAUAUCGAUUGACUGCCCGUUCUGGACUUAUGUGACACCUAACGACUGUGGUAGUUUAACAUGUAUUAACUCAAGAACCUUAGAAAUCAAAGAUUUGAAUGCCUCCUCAAUGAACGCAUUGAAGUCAUUGUUCCGUACCGUGGAAUAUAUUUGGAUCGAGUCUUGUGAGAUGGAAUGCAUUGUUGAUACAAUUGAGGGAAAUCAUACCGCUACAUUCGGUAAUUUGGUCGUACUAUAUCUAAAGGAAAUGAGCUGUAUGAGAACAAUAUGUGAGGGGCCCAACCAGUAUGAAAUCUUCAGCAAUCUCCCAGUUUUAGACGCACAUGGAUGCCCAAGAUUGAUCAGUCUCCUCUCGCUGUCCCUUGCUCAAAGUCUAAAAAAGCUGAAAGAACUAUAUAUUUUCGAAUGCGAUGAAAUGAAGCAAAUAAUUUCAGAGGAGGGAAUGAUAUUGGAGAGUCAUGGUCAACCAAUAUGUCUCCCAAAAUUAGAGACUCUUUGGGUAACGAAUUGCGGAGAACUGGAAUAUAUCUUUCCUAUAUCAGUUGCUCGAGGUCUUCAGCAACUAGAAAGGCUACUCUUACGAGAACUUCCUCGAUUAAAGAAAGUAUUCGGCCAUUGGAGAAGUUGGGGAUUGCGAAAUAGAGAGUCACCAUCAAACUACAGGCUUCCCAAAAUUAAAGACUAUUGAGGUAGUGAAUUGCGAAAAUCUGGAAUAUAUAUUUCCGAUCUCAAUUGCUCGAGAUCUUCCCCAACUAGAAAGUCUAACAUUAGAAGAUCUUCCUCAAUUAAA
This is a messenger RNA of Quercus robur (English oak), 3539 nucleotides long. RefSeq names its product disease resistance protein At4g27190-like. The record is from RefSeq and is a predicted model, not a curated record. Bases 630 to 3437 code for a protein of 935 amino acids. The transcript is spliced from 4 exons. Lineage: Eukaryota; Viridiplantae; Streptophyta; Magnoliopsida; Fagales; Fagaceae. Gene Ontology annotation, molecular function: ADP binding.